AUGGAGAUCUCGGCGUUAGUCUACACCACAGAAAGGCUUCCAAAGAUCUUGCACCACGUCCUCGGCCGCCUCAGCGAUCAUUCUCACACUCAGACUGAAAAAGCACCGAAGGGCUCCGAGCGGUUGGAGAACGGCGGCGUAAUGCGAGGUCCCCGCCGUCCUUAUACCUUUGGCACCGCUCCGGCUCCCGUCAUUAAGGAUUUCGAGGGCUUCGGCGGCUGGAGUCGUUCGCCGUUUGCAUUGUUUUGA
Messenger RNA from Knipowitschia caucasica, 249 nucleotides. The record is from the annotation of a GenBank genome assembly. NCBI's taxonomy places the organism in Eukaryota, Metazoa, Chordata, Actinopteri, Gobiiformes, Gobiidae.